AUAAGCGGGGCACGGGGCCAGAGAGAAACAGCCCGCCUUCCUACAGGUCAGGCCGUUGUGGAGCCGGAAGUGUAGAUAAACCUCGUUUUGUUCUGGGCUCCCCUUUGGGCGGCGGAAAAGGGAGGCCGCGGAGGAUGCUGGGGAAUGAGGGGGGCGUGGCUUAGGCCAGACCUGCGCGGACGGUUCAGAGGCUCUUUUCGCGCGCCUUUGGAAAGAAGCCGCCGCAGAAGCGCUGCGGGCCCGCUGCCCGCCAUGGCUGAACGCCCAGAAGACUUAAACCUGCCCAACGCGGUCAUCACCCGCAUCAUCAAGGAAGCACUUCCUGACGGAGUAAACAUUUCCAAAGAAGCCCGGAGCGCCGUCUCACGAGCCGCCAGCGUUUUUGUGCUCUACGCCACAUCCUGCGCUAAUAAUUUUGCAAUGAAGGGAAAAAGGAAAACCCUGAACGCUGGAGAUGUCCUGUCAGCCAUGGAGGAAAUGGAGUUUCAAAGAUUUAUAACACCGUUAAAAGAAUCCUUAGAAGCUUACAGGCAAGAGCAGAAAGGCAAAAGGGGAGGUGCAGAGCUUAAGAAGAAAGACCAAGACAAGAAAGAGGACUCGGAAGACUCUGAGAAGAACCGGGAGGAGGAGAACAAUGAGGAGGAGGAGGAGGAAAGGAUGGAGGAGGAGGAGCAAAAUGAGGAGGAAGAGGAGGAGGAGGUGGAUAGCUGAGCCCACCCGGGGCAGCUUGCCCUGCCUCGGCUUCCUUCGGGUGGGAAGAAGCGCGCCCCUUGCAGCCGCUGGUUCCUGCGGUCCAAGUGACUUAAAGGGCACCUCAUUGAAGAAGCAACAGGCAGCCACUGCUGGGCGGAGCCCGACCCAUUCCUCAUCCACCCAUCCCGGACUGGAACAAACCCUCUGUGCAAAGGAAUCCAUUUCUGAACAGAAAGGGACUUGGGUGGUUCAUUAAAUGUAGAAUGGCAUUUGGGGGAGGGACGGGGAAGCCUCAAGGCCGAACCAGCUGAGUUUGGUGUAAAUAUAUAUAUUUUUAAUGGCGAAUUUCUACUGUUGGCUUUGCCUGGUUAGGUUCCGAGACGCGCUGUGAAAUGAAGCGGUGAUCAGGCAGGGCUUGGGCAAAAUCAGAGAGGGGGGAGGUCACUCCUUUUUGGUUUCUCCUCCCUCACACCCCAACAACAAACACCCCCAUUCCCUUCUCUCUGAUCUGAGGAUGCUGUUUUGGUUUUGCUCCAAGCUCCUGUUUUCCCACUGCUCUGGUGAUCUCUCUGCGGGUCAGGACGUAGAGCUACUCAGCUUCUGUCGGCUCUUUUCUCCGCUGUUUUCUCUCUUGGUUUGACAGAACUCCAUUAAAGAUAACAUUGCAAAGUU
Molecule: messenger RNA, 1365 nt
Organism: Pogona vitticeps (central bearded dragon)
Lineage: Eukaryota; Metazoa; Chordata; Lepidosauria; Squamata; Agamidae
Gene: POLE3
Product: DNA polymerase epsilon 3, accessory subunit
Biological process (GO): leading strand elongation; DNA damage response; heterochromatin formation
Cellular component (GO): CHRAC; epsilon DNA polymerase complex
Molecular function (GO): chromatin DNA binding; protein heterodimerization activity
Source: RefSeq, a predicted model, not a curated record